GAGACCGGGGAGAAGCUUCCGUGUGUAUUGGCGGCGGGCAGAGAGGGAUGAGAGCGGAGCGGAGAGGAUGAAGAGCCGGGGGGAGAAGAGCGGGAAGGCGGGGAGCCGGAGGAGGAGAGGAUCAACAGAUAUUUCCCCAUCAACCAGCCUCCCUCCUCUUGUAGAGGGUCAGCUGCGCUGCUUCCUUAAAGUGACCGUCGGUAAGAUCCUCUGGACUGUGCCAAGGCCUCCGCCCUUUGUCCUUGUGAGGCUUCGGUGGUGGGGGGAGACUUCUGAUGGAACCAUCUUCCACCCCAGGGACACCUCACAGACCGAGCAGAAGACGGUAAAGACCACAACUCGCUAUGCCGUCCGCUGUGGACCCAAACAAUUCACGUCCUAUCUUACAGAUAUGGGGGCGCUUGUGUUGGAGGUGAUGACCAAACUGGACCACCUCCCACUCGGCCGUGCUCAGAUCAACGGGAUAUCACGACUCGGCCCAGCACGUCCAAUCGGUGGCUUCUUCACUCUGGUCUCCCCGUCUUCUGAGAAACUGGGAGAACUCCAGGUGUCGUUGGCUCUGGAGCCCCUGUGUGAAACCUACGACAGCAACAGUUCCCUCCCUAAUACAGAUCUCAGCCAGGAUGCCGGACUCUCCGUAUAUCAGCCUAAGCCAGACGGCAAACUAUCUGUGAACCCCAGGAGCCGCCGGGACUCGGAAACCAGCAGAGCCUCCACCCCCAGGGGCCGAGAUCACUUGUAUUUUAAGGAAAAUGCAGAGCCCUAUAGUGACCCUCUGAAAGGAACACGGGAUCAUGCAAACCUACAAGAUGUUUAUAUUUCUGACCUCCAUGCACCCAAGGAGAACCUCUAUUCAGUGCGUUUUGCCCAGGAGAGAUCUGCGACUGAGCGACCCAAAGAAGUGUCUGGGGUCCCCUCAUCCCCCGCUGCUAAGGACCUGCUGGCAGUUCUUUUACAGAAAGGAAGCAAAUUGAGGGAUGCCAUGGCUGAAUCCGCCAUGAUACUGGAUCCUAACAUAGGCCAGGAUGUUGAGCCAUUGCUGCCCCCUGUCUCAGAUAAAGAGAAUUACUUUUCACAGGCUGCAAGGACUGCCCUGGAUAUUCCUCCACCUCGUACUCACCAAAACUUUCUAAAUUUCCAUAAACCUUCUGUACCAAAAGAUCUAAUCCUACACCCGACAGACCAGACUCUCUCUGAAUUAGAGGCUCAUAGUGAUGCCAGAGCCAUAGAGCUAUUGCUGGGAAGCUCCCGAAUAUCCUUGGGUCAGUACUGGGACGGGACAGGAUCACCCCCAGAAUCCUUUGCCGGUAGUGAUCUCUGUGAGAGUGAACUGAAUGAUCCUCAGUAUGACCAGAGUCUGUUGGAGAACUUGUUCUAUUCGGCUCAGAAAUCGCACGAUGAUUUUGGCAGUGAUAAAGAACAGUCCAGAGCGGAGAAAAAUGAAUAUAAAAACAGACCGGGGAAAGAUGAAGAGCAAAACUUUAAGCAAUCCCUCUCUAGAUCAGAGGAAGAAUCUUCAUUAAAAGUCUCUGGACAUAAAUCCACAGAGAGAUCGGUUAGUGAGAAAACCCGGAUGGAAGCCAUGGAUCUCAGUGUUGACCGUCUCACACUGCUGGGGCGGAUGCAUGCGGCUCGGGUCCUUGUGGAAUCCUUAAAGGUCAAACCAGAAACCACAUCUGUCCCCCUGGGCAAAAGAGGCAGCAAAGGAAAACCGCCAAGGGCAGUAUCCUCCAUCAAACGAACAUACUUUGUGGAGUUCCAAUUUCCAGUGUCCUCCAAAAACAAAGCGGGAGAGGUGUCUGUGGCCUCUGAGAUCACCCGACUGGUGUCCAGCAAGACUGUCAAUGGAGUCGUGAAGUUUCAGCAGCGAUUUGUGUUCCCCGUCUUGUUCAGCGGUCAUAUGAUCAAACAUUGGUGGAGCACCGACCUAACCUUCAAAGUCUUUCUGAGGAAAGGAACCCAGCAAAAGCCUUCUGUACUUGGUUCUGCUGCGUUCUGUCUUCGUGAUGUUCUCCGAUCUGAGCACCUUUCUGUGUCGCGCUCACUCCCAGUUCAUAGCGCAGAGGGAGGACAGGAGAUGCAAGAUAUAGGACCUCUUAAGGUCUCUGUGGACAUUGCCGGAGACAGCCGAGAAUUUUCCAUUGUCCCUGAGAAGCUGUCAGAGGUGACAAAGGAGGCCUCAAACUCUUCCCUCAGACACAGUGUCAGAAUUGCAGCACCAGAGCACCAAUCGGACAAGGAGUCUUCUCCGGAGCCAGAGUCCCUCUCCUCCAUAAAUCCGCCUAUUACACCGGCUUUCCACCACACUAUAAGAGAGAAACCUCAGCCUGCAUUGUCCCAGGAGGCCCCUGAGGAGAAUGGGUUAUUGCUGCAUGUGGUUCUCAUGGUGCCAGAAGGGACAGGACUAAUCCCGGGUACAGACUCGAACGCGUGUAACUCCUACCUCAAGUGUAAACUCUUCUCCAGUCAGGAGGCCACACGCUCCAGUGUUGUGUGGGGCAGCAGUCAGCCCGUGUACAACUUCUCUCAGGUGGCUCCUGUAAAUCUGACAAGCCGACUGCUGGAAAGAAUGAAGAACAAUGUCAUGAUCAUUGAAGUGUGGAUCAAAGUGCCCAGCCCGGGGUCUGACCAACUCAUGGGCCUCGUCAAGCUGCCUCUGCACCAGUUCUAUAUGUCCUUUAGCGACCAGAAAAUUUGCCGUCUCUUGCUCCAGGCGCAGUAUCCAGUGGUUGCCGUAGACAGCUUUGUGCCGGUUAAUGACGUCUACAGCGGAACUGAGCGGGGAAAGCUCCGGGUGUUACUCGCCAUGGGGUCUGGUGACCAAGUUGUGGCUCUUCAGAGGUUGAAGAGUGAUGAGGGAAUUUCGUUAGCACCGCUACCCAGACCAGCACAUUUCCUUGACCCUCCUCAGCCAACUGCAGAGAUGUCUAGAGCUGCAGAGAGUACGAUUGAUCAUGUGUUUGACAUCCACGUAGAGAACGUGAAAGGCCUGACUCCUCUGCAGUCCACCGUGUGGGGAGAAGCGGACUGCUAUGUGCAGUAUUACUUCCCUGUGCAAACCCCGGUCACCGGACUAGAAGCUGGACUGCCAGAGAGAAGUAUCCGCCUGAAGCCUGUGCGGACAGCCACCACCCUGUGUGUACCGGAUCCUGUCUUCAAUGACCGGCAGAGCCACACUCUGGUGGCAUCUUCAGACAGCCCAGUGCAGAGGCUGCUGCUCAGUGCAUACUCCACGCAGGGUCUUUCCGGCGGAGGAGGGGUGACGUUCGAAAUGUGGUGUCGGUACUAUUACCCCAAUGUCAGAGACCAGAUGGUGGCUAAAGGCGUGCUUCCGUUGUCCCGUCUGUGUGCUAUGGUGACAAUGCAUCAUCGGGAGGAAGUGGGGAUCCAGGCUUUCUGUCUGCCGCUUACGCUGAGAAGUGAAAACCCAGCCGACACUCGUACUCCCUCCUCUGGUUUACUCAAUGUAAAUGUGACCUACAGAAGAUCGGUCAGAAGCCCGGUGGGUGUAUUGGCUACACGCAUGGUCUCCAUAUCUGUUCAGAUCCAUCGAGCCACAGGGCUCCAGGCUGCUGCCAGGGCUCUCGCAGAAGAAGACCCGUCAUUUCAGUACAGCGCAGAGGUCGGGGUGAACGCCUUUGUCAUAAUUCGCCCAUCAUUCUUACCAGAGGUGGAAAGUCGCAACACGCGUACUGUGGCUCGCAGCUUUUGCCCUGAGUUCGACCAUCAUUCGGAGUUCCCCUGUAAUAUUUUGACUCAGAGGAGCAGUGGAGAGGCAUGUAGCCUGGCGGAGAUCCUUCACUCCUCCGAGAUUGUACUGUCCAUUUACCACCAGAGCGUCACAUCUGCUGGUGUUGGUAAAAUUCAUUCAGCCCAUGAUUACCAUCUGGGUGUGGUGAGAAUUCCUACUACAGAUCUGCUCAGCAAAAGAUCAGGAAUAUCUGGGUGGUACCCAGUAAUGUUACCCGCGGAUUCCACUUUUUCUGGCACUGCGGGUGUCCUGAGCAAUGUGGUUGGAGGUCUGGAGCUUUCAGUCAACUUUGCUCACCAUUCAGACAGAGAUCGAGUCCUGGAGGUGGCUCGAGGCUUAGGAUGGAAUGAUGUAGAGGAGGAAGUUGUUGGAGGUGUCAAAGAUGGCUGGGAAAAAGAAGACUUGGUCAAUCUUUCCGUCACUGUCCCCAAAAUCUGGCUUCCGGUUCACUCUCUCUUACUGGCCGGACACAAACAUAUCCACAAGAAAACGUACUGCUACCUGCGAUACAAACUGUACGAUAGAGACGCAGUCUGCUCCCAGUUGAGGAAACCAGCCUUCUCAGAAGAUGGCCAACAGGCCACCGUAGUGUUUGAGCAGACUAGGAAGAUAGAACUGAUGAAGCAUCAGCCAUUGGUGUGGUACCUGCGAGAGGAGAAGUUGGAGAUCCAGAUCUGGCGUUCUUAUGGGAAAGACACUACCGGGCCAAGACCUCAAGAUACAGACCGCCUCCUUGGUUGUGCUUAUGUGGACAUGACGGCUCUGGCAGAGACCACAUCCCGGACCCUCUCUGUUAGCGGUGUUUAUCCCCUGUUUAAGCGCAAUAUGCCCAACCUGCAGGGGGCAGCGGUGAGGGUUCACCUGUCCCUGAGCUCAGCCUAUCACCUGUCAGUCACUGCCCAUUGCACAAGCUCUGCAGAGGAUCAGAGCCUCUCCGAGGAGGAAGCGGCACAGGACACCUCUGCGUACGAUGACCGGAGACAAGAGGAUCGCAUCGAAUGUAAGAAGUCCUCUCCGAGGGGUGAGGGUCCGUCCGCAGUCCCUGACAGUCAGCCAGUCUGUGUGGAUGUGGAAAACACAUUUGCUGUGAACAUCGUUGUUGAACGUGCAAUGCAUCUUAGCUUGAAAGGAAGUCCCCUGACGGAGCGGCAAGUAUCCACACCCAGCUGCUGUGUGUCGUUUCCUGUCGCUGGUAGUGCAACACCUUUAACUACCCCGGUCAUAGAGAACCUGGAUUCUCCGACAUGGAAUUUCCAGCACCAGGCAAGACUGACUAAAGAACUUCUUCUGGACCCCCAGCAGACACUAGUGUUCAAGGUGUGGCAUAAAUCAGGUGACGUAGAGCGAGUGAUGGGCUUUGCUGCUGUAGAUCUCUCUCCACUCCUGUCUGGGUUCCAGUCUGUGUGUGGCUGGUAUAAUAUUGGAGACUUCACCGGGCAGUGCCAGGGGCAGAUAAAAGUGUCCAUCACACCUUUGGAGAAUAUCGCCUAUCUGAGAGAGGAGAGACGGACGAGAAGCGUCGCCGCAAAUGCACAAUCUCAGAUGACGGCGCACACAUCCUUCCUGUAUCAGCCGAACCCCAUAUUUACCUUCCCCCGCCACCAAACUGAAAAGGCAGACGGCCUCAUCAACCCUACAGAAAGGAGAGAAGAGCCAUUCCUACCAAAUGGUAAUACAGAACAUACGGAGACCAUGAGACGUUUCCAGGAAUCAUUACACCAGGCAGAACGGUACACACGGAGCGCAGAGCGCCUGGAUGUCCUUUCACAGUCCUCCCGAUCAUCGCUACUCUCUGCACUCAGGAAAAACCUUAAUGAGCUGGAUGAUAUCCAGAAAUAUUUUAACCAGAAGCUGUAUAGGAGCCUCUCGAGCACAGCGCCACCUGGAGGAGCCACAGAACAUGGCGCAGAAAGGAAGCCUCCCAUCGCCACCAUCUCCGAGGAGGACACAGAUGCUCAGUUAUUGCUGAAGAAAUCCAGUCUGUUGGUUUCACAAGUCAGCAACCUCAUCACUGGUCUCCAGGAAAAGGCUAUCCUCAGAGAAGUUGCUCCCAGCACAGUAGAUGAUGGCAGCAGUCAUCGGCCUCCAAGUGUGGUCGGGUCAGAGGUCAUUGACAUACGUCCGUCGGAGAAUGUGUGGCCGGUCAUCGACAAGGAAUUAUCGGACGACGAGGAUGAACCUCGCCGCGUGGAUACACCUUCAUUCUCUGAAGCUGGAUCUCCAACACGUAAGAAGAACAACAUGGAAGACUUGUUGAGCUACGCCGAGAGACAGGGCAGCUUUGUUGUGGAUUAUGAGGAGGAAGAACCAGAAGAUGACUUUCAGCAGGACAGUGACGAGGAGUACGAGGAAAAUGUCAUCGAGCCAAGGACUCUGAAUGAAAUCACCACUCUGACGGACCGGACAAGCCCAUGGUCUAGUAUGGUGUCGGAAUCGGGACAUGAUCUGCAGACGGAGCGGGUGGCUAUGGAAGAUGUUCCAACCAAUAGAAAUCUCCUAGACAAGCUCAGUCUGAUCUCUCCGGUUCUCCAGGAUGACCAUGACGGUAAUCAAAAUACCGCCAGAUCAUGUGACUCUCACGUGUCAGAUGAAUACCCAGAAAUGGCUGAAGGCAAUGGUGCAGACACACAAAACCCAGAGGCAUUUGGAGCGUCGGAAAGCAACAGUUCACUGGGUCAGGAUUCACCAGAUCUCUCAGACAAUGAGGAGGAGGAGGACAGACUAAGGGGUGAGGAACUGACUCUUGGAGUAACACAACUGCCCGCUGAGACGUCGUUAAGUGGCAGUGAUGAGUCUCGGGGCCUUGCUAUGGAAGGAGAAGACACUGAGAGAGAGGUGAGAGAUGACUACAGGUCCGGGUAUCAGUCGUCAUCUUCACAUCCUGAGCCUUCUCAGAGGGACGCCAGUUCUUCAGUGCAGAGCGUGGAGGAGCUUCCGGACAUGGCAGAAGCCAGCGCCAUCCAACACUUUAAUCUCCUAUCGGAUCCCAUUCAGCUCCCAAAUUUCUUUCUACCUCCUCAGCACUUAGAAGCAUCUAUGCGGUCACUGAGCCAGUCUGCUCUCCCAUCCUCCUCCGCUCAGCAGAGUGAUGGUGAGACUCAAAUCUCGAAAGGAAUCCCUUAUCGUCGGCGACCGCGCCAAACGCCCAAAAUGAAUCCAGAGGGAUUGCCAGAGAAAGAGUCCAAGCGGAUCGCAAGGAUAUUUGCUUCGCAAUUCUCCAACAAGUAGAGCGUCUGUCUGUUCUCUGCCGUGACACCCAACGCUGGAUCAUAAACCUGUCAUAAGAGGAAAGUUGGGAUCCCGGAGUGCCUUCUGAGGAUGCUAGAAACCUGGCUGUUAUCCUGAACCAAUCAGAACAAGUAUACAGUUUGGGAAAGAUAAAGAAGGUUAUAAGUCCUUGUCAAUGACAAAGUAUUGAAUUAAGAGCGUCAGCCAAGCAACUAGAAAUUUCAGAAGUAGAGUAGGCAGGCUGGGUUGCAGUUGGAAGUACCGGGAUAUAAAAAUAAUGCAGCAAGAGGAGCAAGACUGUUGCUCAGCCUCAAAGUGGUCAUACUGGAAAGCAGAAACCAUCAUUUCCAUGGAGGAAAUCUGCCGCAGUCCCUGUCUGAUAUCUGAAAGCAGUGUGGUGCCCCGGGGCGAAUCACAUUGCCUACAUCAGGAGAAGGCAACCUCGGCCCUCCAGCUGUUUUGAAACUACAAGUCCCAUGAGACAUUGCAAGACCCUGACAAUCACAGG
Messenger RNA from Rana temporaria (common frog), 7487 nucleotides. It is a transcript of the gene C2CD3, whose product is annotated as C2 domain containing 3 centriole elongation regulator. The transcript is spliced from 33 exons. NCBI's taxonomy places the organism in Eukaryota, Metazoa, Chordata, Amphibia, Anura, Ranidae. Gene Ontology annotation, biological process: centriole elongation; cilium assembly. The coding region runs from base 68 to 6979 and encodes 2303 amino acids. Gene Ontology annotation, cellular component: centriolar satellite; centriole. The record is from RefSeq and is a predicted model, not a curated record.